AUGUUCUGGAGCGGCAACUAUAUCGCAGUUAGAGAGUUGAAUUCUCUUCUCAAAGAGGAGAAUGUUAGUUUGUCACAAGUAUUGGAGGCGGAUGAUAUACUUCAGGAAUGCAAGGCGGACAACAAGGAGCUCAUACAGUUCCUCACAAAGCCAGAGACUCUGGCGGACCUUAUAACCCUGAUAACUGAAGAGCCCCCAAAGAAUGUGGAGUUGGCGACACAGUAUCGUUACGCGAACAUAGCGUGCGAAGUCCUCACCAGCCACCUCUCCAUGCUGAGUGAUCGGCUUUCGCAGGACGCGACUCAGAUGAAUCGUCUCUGUGAUUUCAUCAAUAAAGAUCCACCCCUGAAUCCACUUCUUGCCUCAUAUUUCAGUAAAACUGUAGAAAUGUUGUUGGAAAAGAGCCCUAGACAGGACUGGUGCCUUCAUCAUAUAGUGUGCCUGCGCGUGCUGGACUUCUUCAAGUCCCGGCGCGACUUCCUACCCAAUCUCCUGCGACACAUGUCCACGUCUGCUAUUGCGGAUAUCUUCAAAUUCCUCUUGAAGAUCGACGACCUUAUUAAAACUGUCAUGGAGUGGUUAGAUGAGCAUCAGUUUCUAGAGUGCUUGAUCCAAAUUAUUUGCGGCACGUACGUACCCGAGGCGUUCCCGCCCCCGCCCCCGCAGGAGGCCAUUCCCGACGGAGUGGAGAAGGCGGAGCGCGAGACACCCGAGAAGCCCGAGUCGAACCACACCGACGAGGGGGAUAGUGGCGGAGUCGAUGGUGACGGUGAUAAAGGAGUGUGUAACGCAGAUAGUGGUGAUAGCGGUGGCAAAUCAGACGACGAUGCAACGCAGAUAAAUACAGCAGAUUUACCGCACACUCAGCCUGAGGGUGCUAAAGACACGGGCGCUGCGGAGAACGGAGCGCGUGUGCAGGCGGCUGAAGCGGCAGCGGAGGCGGAAGCGGAAGCGACGCGGGCGGCUGCGCGGAGAGCGGCCGCCGCCUCCGAUAACGCCGCCGCGCUGCUGUGUGAUCUCAUCGAGAACGGGUGCAGACCGAGACCGGGUUUCAUGAUUCUGUCCCGGAUGCAAUCGGUUCGCAGCGUGGUGUCGGCGCUACAGUCCGAACGAGGAGUGAACACGUUACUGCAGGGAAUGUUCACGUCGCCCCCUCACGCGCGGAGACAGGCGCUCGUCAACGGCACGGAGGUGCUGCUGGCGCUGCUGCAUUACGACCCCCCGCAGCCGGAGAAGGGCUCGGUGGAGGAGGAGGCGCUCCGCACGUACGCGGCCCGCGACAGCGGCGCCGUGGAGCUGGGCGUGGCGCCGCACCUGCCGCUGCUGCACCAGGCGCUGCUGCACGAGCCCGCGCCGCGCGCCGUGGGGCUGGCGCGCCUGCAGGUGGCCACGCUGCUGGCGCAGCUGGCGCUCUCCGAGGUCGAGGAGGUGGCCACCACCAUGCUCACGCUGGGCACCCCUGGCGUCCUACUGGACAUGUUCUUCGAGUACCCCCUCAACAACUUGCUGCACGCGCAGGUGUACACGCUGAUCAAGAACGCGCUCACCAACAGAGUCUACUGGACACAAUACGCGAGACAUUUGGUGAUCGAAUGCGAUCUGCUGACACGGCUCAUGGAUGUGUUCGAAGAGAAUAAAAACAAUAAGGAGGCGGGCGCGCGGGUGGUGCGGGGCGCGUGCCUGGGCCACGUGGUGCUGGCGCUGCGCGAGUGCGCGCGCGCGCUGGCGCCGGGCGCGCUGGCCGCGCACGCGCCGCCCCCCCCCCUGGCGCGCCGCUGGGCCGCCUUCCUCGACGCGCAGCUGUGGCCGCUGCUGCACCAGCACGACACGCCGCUGGGCGGCUACUAUCCAUCAGGGAACUUCUACGAGGUGGAGAUCAUGCCCGACCCCAUGGGGGCUACUUAUGACAUCAACGACACGGGCGCGCCGGGCGUCAUACAGGAGGUGGCCGACGACGGCAACGCUGACGACGCGCCCGAGAUGGGCGGCGCGGUGAGCUCAGUGGCGGACUCGCCCGACUUCAUAGCGGACGGACUGGGCAUCGAGGACAGCGAUAAAAUGACCAAGGCCAAGAGCAAUUUCUUAGAGUUAGCUAGUCAGAGGUUCGAUGCAGAUAUGUGGGAGGACUCGGGCGAUGAAGACGAGUACGACUUCUACGUGCCCGGUGAGGAGGUGCGGAACGUGUUCGACCAGAUCUCACCCUGGGAGCCCGACGAGAGCGGCGGCUGCGGCGGCGAGGGCUGGGCGCACUUCGGAGCCGCGCCGCUCACCCCCGUCGACCCCUUCGCGCCGCAGACCCCCGCCGCGCCGCUGGACCCCGCCGCGCCCCAGGACCCCGCCGCGCCCCAGGACCCCGCGCCGCCCAGCGCCGACGACCAGUUCGCCGACUUCACGCCCUUCUGGUCCUAUGAAACGCAGCACCACGACUCGAAUUCGACGACGGAGUUAGAGUCGAACCUUCGCGGCGUGCGGCUCGACGACGAGCCGACGGACGAGCGGAUGGACGAGGCGAGCAGCGUGGAGCUCGCGAACAACCUUCUGACGGCCAUGUCGGCCAUGUCGGCCGACGCCAUCGCCAACAUCGUCAACGCCAACCUACCCUCCUCGUCCUCUCCGCCGUGCGCGGUGAGCGCGGCCCCCUCGACCCUCGCGACCCCCGCGCCCCCCCAGCCCCCCGGCGGCGCGGAGGCUCCCAGUUCGGAGCACAGGUGA
Arctia plantaginis is the source of this 2712-nucleotide messenger RNA. The record is from the annotation of a GenBank genome assembly. NCBI's taxonomy places the organism in Eukaryota, Metazoa, Arthropoda, Insecta, Lepidoptera, Erebidae.